This is a messenger RNA of Harmonia axyridis, 1175 nucleotides long. Its product is annotated as testis-expressed protein 47. The record is from RefSeq and is a predicted model, not a curated record. The coding region runs from base 68 to 1000 and encodes 310 amino acids. Lineage: Eukaryota; Metazoa; Arthropoda; Insecta; Coleoptera; Coccinellidae. The transcript is spliced from 2 exons.
GACUACCUAUCGAUCAAACUUCACUCAUUUCCAGUGUCAACAGAGUUGAAGCUUUCUAUUCUUCAAAAUGCCAAUGAGAGGCAAAAAAAAUCUUAGAAGGAAGAGUCAAGUAGCCAUAGGAAUUCCAGAACCCUUCAGAGAUUCACUACUUGAUAUACUCCACGAUAACUUGGAGCAAGCGAAGAAAAACAUUUAUGUCAACCGAAUAAUUUAUCUGGGAGAACAUUCUUUCGACACCGAAGCGGAAGAGGGCGUAUCGGACGUUUUCCGAGAGAUAGUGAAGGAAAUCAACAGCGGGUAUAAUGAUGAAAUCUUGACAGGAAUUUUUCUGCAUUACAAAAAAUACUUCGUCCACAUGCUGGAAGGCUCGGAAGACACUAUAAUGAAGCACUUCCACCUCCUGAUGGAAACCGACGUCUACCACAAAUUCGCAAAGAUGAAGUUGGUCCUUCUAGUCAAUCACAUCAAUCAGCGUUUCGUAAUCGAAUGGAUGGAUAUACCGGGAAAACCAGCAACGCUUCUCGAGAAAAUCGACCCGGACUCCGACAUGGAAAAAUCCGGCAGAUACAUCUUCAACUGCGUGCAGAAAGUAUACCAAUUGUGCCGGGAGAUCCGCGAGAUAAAAACGCGCAAUGACAAUGACGAUGAUUCGACGAUAGACUUCAGGGCGAAGCCUGUCGAGCCCACAACUGGCAGUCUCGAUAGCACCUUGUAUGAAGAGGUCCUCAAGGCUUUCUAUCCGGAGAUCAAUCUGCUCCAGUUUUUGGUGCAGACGAGGUUCUUGAGGAAUCUGGAGGACUACAUCAACAUUUAUGGCUGUCCUGUAGUGCCUGAUACGUACCAGGAUGAGGUUUGGCCUAUCCCCAGUACGAUGGUUCCUUAUACCAUCUUCGAGAAGCCGAAGGAACUAUGUGUUGAUCUGCCGACUCAUAAGACUGGACAGGUUGAGGAAAUUGUGCUGGAUGAUGAGGCGCAAGUGGACGCGCCGGAACAGCAGUGACAUCUGAAUGUUCAGAAGUAAUUAUAAAGAUCUAACACGGAAUUUGAUUUUGGAAGGUAUGGAUGUACCAUAUCAGAAUUUUGAUGCGGUAAACUGAAACUAUAAUAUUGCUUGAAAUAUAAGGAAUGAUCUAUUUUUCGGGUGAAAAUAUCAAUAAAUGAAGUGGAUGAGAGUA